AUGGCUCACUUUCUACGAGGCAAACAGGCUGGCAUCCAAAAUGACCUUUCCACCGGUCUGUUCUCCGAUCUUUUUAUGCUGGAUGUGGUUGCUCGUUAUGGCAUAAAUUCACGCAUCAGCACUCUUGCAUAUGACCCGGUGCAGUCCCUACUUGCUGUCGGUACAAGCGAAACACAAUAUGGCGGGGGACAAGUAUACGUAUUCGGGCAACAAAGGGUGUCAGCUGUGUUCCAGCUGCCCCGCAAAGCGUCUGUAACCACACUUCAAUUUGUUGCAGAAAAGCUUGUAAGCAUGGACUCGAAAAAUGAGAUUUGCGUAUUCUCUCUCCCGGAAAGGAAGAUGGUGGCUUCAUAUGCGCCGCCAGGAUUGGUUACGGCUCUUUUGACUGAUCCCAGUCUGGAUUAUGCAUUUAUUGGGCUACAAAAUGGAGAGAUUGUUGCGUACGAUUUGGAUCGAGAGACUGUAACACCUUUUAAGUUGCCAAAUUUCUGGAAGGAACGUAAUCCCCGUGCCCGGGUUCUCCCCAUAGUAUCCCUGGCAUUUCAUCCACGAGAUAUUGGGACUAUUCUAAUUGGAUAUUCUGAUGGAGCUGUGAUAUUUUCUGUCAAGCAAAACAUUCCCGUGAAAUAUUUCCAAUUUGAGAUACCACCUGGUGCCCCUGGAGGAAGCCCUGACCCAUCGUCUUUGCGGGAUGUCCGACGACCCAGGGUUACAAAAGCAAUCUGGCAUCCUACGGGGACUUUCAUUUUAACGGCUCAUGAUGAUUCCAGCCUUGUGUUUUGGGACCCAAAAGAUGGCAGGGUUGUAAUGGCUCGAACCCUCACGGACACCAAUAUUGAUACUCCAGGCCCUACACCAAGAGCUCAUAGCUCAAACCCGGACGCAUUCUCAUUGAAAGAGCCAAUUCUGCAUGUGGCAUGGUGCUGUAAGGGUAAUAACCCUGAUGACACAGGUCUGCUGGUUGCUGGCGGUUCUUCGACCACUCAAGAAACCAAAGGUUUGACCUUUUUUGACUUUGGGCCAACUCCAAAUUACCAGACGUCCUCAUGGCAGUUGCUUUCUAGCCAUUUUGCAUCACCAAAGCGUCAGGACAAGCUGUCGACUCCGCCUAAUGCGGAAGUCAUUGAUUUCUGCUUAAUUCCCCGAGCAUCCCCACAUUUCUGUGGUUGGCAAGACCCAAUCGCACUUAUUGCGUUACUAUCAUCUGGAGAAUUGAUGACCUUGAGUUUCCCUAGUGGUCAUUCGAUAUCACCAACAAACAUGCUACACCUGUCUUUGUCCCUGGUCCACCCUUUCGCAAAUAGAAUAACCUUAGCAUCAGUUGAACGGACCAGGUGGUUAGGCUGGAAAGAAAGACGAGCCCAGGGUCCUAAAUUGUUGGUCGGAGGUGCAGAAGCGAAGCGCCAUAUGAAACGGUUCGAAAGUCGUGAUAUAGUGCAAGUGGCCCAUGGAGAUGGUAUUAUUCGGCUAUGGGAUACAGGACAUGAUGAUGAAAUUGAAAAUCCUACCGUCCUUCAGGUUGAUCUUGCUAGGGCUGUAGGACGCUAUGACAACAUCGAGGUAUCACAAAUGUCUCUAGCAGGCUCAGCAGGGGAGUUCUCUGUUGGACUAAAGUCUGGUGAAGUAGUUGUUUUUAGGUGGAACCGCAAUCAGAAUGCCGGGAGCGAUUUACCACUAGGAAAUAAUCAAGGACCUGGACUCGUUACAGAUGUCACCCAUCGGGCAGACCCUGACUUGAAGGAAGGGUUUAUUCCUCUAAUACUCUUUGAUCAGCGCCAAGGGCCUGUCACUUCUCUAAAGCAUAGUGAUGUCGGGUUUGUCUGUAUUGGGUAUCAAUCUGGUAGUAUUGCUUUUAUGGAUAUGCGUGGCCCAAAAAUAAUUCAUACGGCGAAUCCUUCUGAUUUUGGCAAACAACAUCGAAGAACUAGCAUUAUGAAAAGUCAUAGCUCUCCUGAAACUGUGUCCGAGUGGGCAACGUGUAUCGAAUUUGGGGUUCUUACAGUGGAAGGCGAUGAUUACUCGAGCAUCGUGUGUUUUGUUGGUACGAAUCGCGGUCGUCUUGCCACUUUUAAAAUCUUGCCAGGUUCCGACGGUUACAUGGUGUCACUCGACGGUGUCUCUUCCCUUGAUGAUCGGAUUUUGACCAUAUGUCCUAUUAAUGCUGAAAACGGCCAACAAGCUCUUGCUACUCAGAAUGCCGUAUCAAGCCUAAGAACUGGAUACAAAGUGAAUGGUAUAGUUGUUGCCGUGACUCCUUCGGGUUGCCGUAUUUUCAAGCCAUCUGUUUCCAAAGGGGCAAACAAAUCAUGGGAUGACUUUAUGUGCGAUUCGGCAACGGUAGUCAGAAGAGGAGAAGCAUGUAGCUUAGUCGGAUUAUUCGGCGAUGGGAAAGCCAGGGCUUACUCUAUACCUGCUCUAAAAGAGAUUGCUUCCACACCCAUCAAUGAGCUUCUUGAUGUGAGAAGAUUUGGUGACGCAUGUAUCACCGAGUCAGGCGAUGUGUUAGGGUGGUUCGGGCCGUCAGAAGUAGCGAUGGUCAAUGUCUGGGGUGCUGGGCUUUCUCUGGACCGGUGCGCGGAUAUUCUUUUCAAUCCCCAACUAGAAGUCCCGCCCCGGCCAACAAUCUCAAAUUUACAAUGGAUUUCCGGUACCCAGCAUGUUUCAACAAGUGACAUGGACCUCUUGAUUGGUGGCCCCGAUCGUCCCCCUUCCAAAAGAAUGAUCCAGCAAAUGCGUCAAGAGGAACAACAGCGACAAGCAGAGAACCGCGAAAACCGGACCCGCCAGGCUGCAUCUUCAAACCAGGAUCCCCAGGAAGGUUACUGGGCAUACAUGCAGCGACAGGUUCAGGAGAGAACCGAGAGGCUUGGGAUCAUGGGUGACAAUAUGGAGAGGCUGGAACAAAAUAGUAGCGGCUUUGCGAAUGAUGUGAACAAGUAUCUCAAGAACCAGAAAAAGAAAGCUGUUCUGGGAGCUAUUGGGUCCAAAUUCGGACUCUAG
This is a messenger RNA of Ophidiomyces ophidiicola, 3000 nucleotides long. RefSeq names its product Lethal(2) giant larvae sro7 (gene SRO7). NCBI's taxonomy places the organism in Eukaryota, Fungi, Ascomycota, Eurotiomycetes, Onygenales, Onygenaceae. The record is from RefSeq and is a predicted model, not a curated record. Gene Ontology annotation, cellular component: plasma membrane; cytoplasm. The transcript is spliced from 7 exons. Gene Ontology annotation, biological process: establishment of cell polarity; regulation of exocytosis; regulation of protein secretion. Gene Ontology annotation, molecular function: syntaxin binding; myosin II binding; GTPase activator activity. Bases 1 to 3000 code for a protein of 999 amino acids.